This is a messenger RNA of Meloidogyne enterolobii, 483 nucleotides long. Lineage: Eukaryota; Metazoa; Nematoda; Chromadorea; Rhabditida; Meloidogynidae. The record is from the annotation of a GenBank genome assembly.
UUUUUUAAAGCAAGAUUUUUAAAUAGAAAAAUGGGAAAGGAAAGACUCGAUAAUGCUGCCCCAGUUAUUCAUGCAACGAAAGUCAGACUUGUAGAUAAUCCUAAACUUUAUGAUGAAAAUAUUGAGGACCCAAUAGAUGCUCAGGAGGUGUUUGACUACAUAAAAGAUAUAAGCGAUCCUGAACAUCCAUAUACUUUAGAGCAAUUAAAUGUUGUUCAGGAAGAACUAAUUUAUGUUGGUCUCGAUCCUUUGGACCCUUAUGUUGAUGUUCGUUUUACUCCAACAAUUCCGCAUUGUUCCAUGGCUGCAUUAAUCGGCCUUGCAAUUCAUGCAAAACUUAAAAGAAUAACCCCAGGUUCACAUAGCACAGAAGAAUCAAUUAAUCGACAACUUGCCGAUAAGGAGAGGGUUUCAGCCGCGAUGGAAAAUAUUGGCCUUAUGCAAACAAUAAAUUCAUGUUUGAAACCGAGUGACAAAUAAAUC